Neurospora tetraspora is the source of this 825-nucleotide messenger RNA. RefSeq lists its product as uncharacterized. NCBI's taxonomy places the organism in Eukaryota, Fungi, Ascomycota, Sordariomycetes, Sordariales, Sordariaceae. The record is from RefSeq and is a predicted model, not a curated record. The transcript has 7 exons. Bases 1 to 825 code for a protein of 274 amino acids.
AUGGAUAUGUACCUACAGUGUACUUCUACGCAUGGACGCAUUGUGCGCAUCAGUGUUUCGUGCUUGUGGUCGAACCACAACCUCGGGACCAUAAGGAUGAAGGGCCCUCGACUGAGACCUGCGCUCACAAUUUUGAGCAAUGUGAAAGAUCACCCAGCUACGUUGAUGGGCAACCUCCAGGAACUGAGACACAAGGCAACUGCUGCGUGCCUUCGCGCCUCAGUACUGUGUAUGGAUAGGAUGAGCUGUGAGAUUGGCGUGGCGGUCUUGUGUGGAGGAAGCAAGGCCUUGCUCUCCAGGAUCCCCAGCAGCAGUCAAGCCCGUCCGGGUAGCGUCUUGGUAGCUCAAUGGUGGACCACAGUCCGCGGCUCGCGUGGUACACAUCGCGCUUUGACCUGGGACUCCUGCUGCCCUAUUGAUCUUGAGCGAGAUCUAAGUGGAAGCCGAGAUCAGAUGGGCCGAUGCCACGAAGCGAAAACCCCAGUCGUCUCCGCGAAACGUGAUCUGAUUGCUGAAGACCAACGAAAAACUUCUUUUCCGUGCAUCACCGCACUCGAACUAUCGGCGUUUCAAUCCGGAGCGGAACGCAGUGGAGAUAUCGGUAACCACAUGUCGUGUAUGCGAAACCGUGGGUUGAGACCGCAAAGCUUGGCAGGACCCAAGGAGGCUGAUCUUUCGGUUAUCCGGAACCAUUACUGCGAAUUGACCAAGCUCCCUCAAGCGGAUGACUUCGUUGUCCUGCCCAGGAGCCAGGCUCCCAUGUGUAUAGCCCAUCCCGAUUUCAACACUGACAUUGACAGGCCCACCCAGCAAGGCAGCUCGUGA